UUAGGUAUUUUUGUAGUACUACUAACAAUAUGAAAUAUAAAUAAUAGUCAUAAAUUUUAUAUUUUCUGUUUUACGGUACUUUUUAACAUGAUUGUCGUGAGGCGUAAUCAUGUUAAUUGAUAUUAAUAUGCUCAAAUUUUCAUUAUCUAAGGAACUUGGAAAUUGGAAUUAGUAACCGCUUAUUCUGAUUUCUAUACACAUAAUACUAAAUGUGUUUCAGAAAACAUAGAUUUUAAAAUUUGUACUAAAGCUGAGACAAUAUUAAAUAAAUCGGUAUUCUAAAUACUAUCACAAUGUGGGACAGAAUAAUAGAAUAUUUAAAAGACCCAUUAUUAGUGGUUAAAGUGCAGAACUUUUUUGGAAUUGAGUAUAAAAAAUUAAAACAAACUGGUGACACAUGCACAGUAAGUGCGGAUAGAAAUGAUUAUGCAGAUGAGUUUGAUAUAAGACAGCACAAAAGAAUACCAAGUGAUACAUCAGGGAGUUCCCAGUUUUCAAAUGAGACUGAAAGUUCUAGGGAAAGCAAUCAAGAAGAGUUGGAAUGCAUGAUAGAUAACAAGUUCUGGUAUUAUUUAUUUGUAUUGGGCACAGCCCUUGGUGAUGAGAUAUUUUAUGCCACAUUUAUACCCUUCUGGUUUUGGAAUAUUGAUGGAGCUGUUGGAAGACGUGUUGUUCUUGUUUGGACCGUUGUCAUGUAUAUAGGUCAGGGAUUCAAAGAUAUAAUUCGGUGGCCAAGACCUGGGUAUCCUGUGAAGAAGCUCCAAGAGAAAUGGGCAAUAGAAUAUGGUAUGCCAUCAACUCAUGCAAUGGUUGGUGUGUCAAUACCAUUCUCAGUGCUGUUGUACACAAUGGGCCGGUACGAAUAUCCUGUGCAUUGGGGAGUGGUAGUGGCGGUGUCCUGGUGUGCUCUCAUCUGUGUCAGCAGGGUGUACCUCGGCAUGCACACUGUUUUGGAUAUAGCAGCGGGCUUGGCACUUUCCUCUCUCCUGUUGGUGGUCCUUAUACCAUUUGUAGACUACCUGGAUGGAUUGAUACUCACAUCACGCUACACACCUCUCUUUGUUCUAUUUAUCUCCAUACUGUCAUUGGUUUACUAUCCCGAGUCUGACAUAUGGACACCCACAAGGGGUGACACUACGAUGAUAGUGAGCGUGUGCUCGGGCAUCCUUGUGGGCUCGUGGAUCAACUACCAGCUCGGCAACAUGGUGGCCAGCGAGCACGACCCACCCUACACCAUCAUCUGGCCCUCCGUGGAGAUGUUUGGGUGUCUGCUGCUGCGGACAACCCUCGGCUUCUGCGGCGUGCUCGCCACGCGGGCUAUCGGCAAGUCCGUCUCGUAUGCCUUCAUCAGCGCUCUACUCGGCAAGGAUAAAAACGAACUGAGGAAUUCCGAGAACAGCUUGAACAACACGGACAAGAUAAUUGUGGAGUACAGCUACAAGUAUAUCACGUACGGAUUUAUCGGGCUCAACACCACCUAUGUAUUCCCCAAUGUGUUUGAUCUGCUGAUGAUCAAUAGACCCACUUACUACACGGAAAUUUGAUGAAUGUCGCAACAUUGUUCUCCGGCAGGCCCCCGGAGUGGAUGAUGCAAUUGCAGCUUCACUCGUCACAUACAGUGGAUGUUCGGUGACAUCAGGUGGCGUGUUAUAUUAUUGGUUAUGUUAGCAUAGGAUUCUAGGCCAAUACAUCACAAUUAGUAGGUAGUAGCACGCACCCCUUACAAUAUUGAUAUAUUUUAGUAGUGUGAUUUAAAAAGGGCUACAAUUCGUCCUAUACAUCUUUACUCAUUUUCGAUUUUAUGCGCCCUUAAACAGCUCACGAUCAUGAAUUAGUUCAAAUAUUAUUGACCUCUGUAAGAAAAUAGAUGUAAUACCCAUUGAAGUACAAUAAACAAGCAGAAUCACAAUCACACUUAAAAAUUGUCUGCAGAAAAACUCUGCCUACGCGUCUAUAAGGUAGAGUUUUAGUUCCGCUGUGUAACGACCGCGCUUUGAAUACAACGCCACGCAAUAACAAAGUGCUCAGUGAAAAUUGUCCUAAUAUCUUUAUAUAAUCUCGCGCGUAGCGUAGUGUUCUAAUAUACAAUAGACUUUGAACAUUAGUGCAACGAAAUAAGGUGUUAAUUUGAAUGAAUGUUCUAAUGUUAUCUGUAUACGUACCUAUAUAGAAAGUCGCUCACAUUUUUUGACCUUUUAAUAGGCGAUUCAGAGUCUAGUUGUUUGUUGUACGAACUAAUACCCAAACAUUUGUUGUAUUAAUUGUAAUAGGACUUCGUCUUAUAUUGUAGAUUUUAAAGUAUACCAGUCAUUAGUGUUAUGUCUGCUUCUGCAAUAGAGUGAUAGCAAUAAGAGCGAGAAUAAUCUUGUGCAGUGUUUGCAAUCAUACUAUUAAAUUAAUGUGUUCUUUUUGAUAUUCCUAGUUGAUUAAUUUUUAAUUUUGUUAAAUGUUGGUAAUGGCAAAGUAUUGUUGAUCACAGAGCGAAAACAUGUGAUAUACAUUAGAAUAAGUUAGUGCUAACACAGUCGUUAAACAAUUUUCAUUAAGAAGCUGUUCUGACAAAUAGGCUGAUUUCGGUUGGUGAUACUGAAAAUAUGUUACAUAACAUUAUCAAAACUGUGCACGUUAUGGAUAGCAUAAUUCUGCAUUUUGCAUGUGGUAAAAGGGAAUUUACAAAAAAAAUUUCAAUUAAUGGAAAUCCUUUGAUAUUGAAUGCCGCUUUCUUCAAAUCAAUAUCACAGUGAAGUUUGACCAUCGUUCCUAAGGGAAUAUAAAAAAAAUGUUGAUCAAAAAGUGCAAAUGAGCUCUCAUCAUUUAUACCAUAGUUUCUCAAACUUAUUUUGCUCACCGCCCACUUUGAGAAUAUGUUUUUUUCUUGAGUAUUUUCGUGUAGUUUUUGUCUUUUCAGACUAUAUUUUUUAAUCUACCCACGCCCCAUUUGCGCCCUUUCAAUGCCCCCUAACUUUCUCUGGGUCUUCUACUGCCCCCCCUAUCAUGCUCUUAUUAUAGGGAACAAAAUUAACCGAAAUCAGUCGUUUUUCGGGAUGGCCUCUUAACGAAUUAUUCAUUGAUCAAACAAUAUAACUUACUAACUGUUAUUUAGUAUUACUUACAUAUAUUUUUAUUACUUUAAUUAAAUAAAUUGAUCAAACAGGCAUAAGCUAACAUACAAAUGCACCUAUAUAACAUAUCUCUGUUUAUAUAGUGAAUAAUCGUUGACUUGUAGUAAUGUGGGCAAGGUUGUGACAAAGAAUAGAUAUAUAUUUAUAAGAGGUUGCUCUGUAUAUAAUUUGUACAUAUUAUUAUUGAUCACUUCAUUUCAAUUUACUGCCAAAAUGGUUACAAACUUUAUUAUUAAUUUGUGUAAUUAAUCCCGGCAGGGUUAUCACUUUAAAAUUGCAAGAACAAUAUCUCAAGUCAAUUUCCUAAUAUGCAAAUAUUGGGGUUGAGCAGGUUAUCAACUGUAAAGUAGAUCCUGUCGAUGAAGCCACAACCUGUGAGUUGAACAAAGCAUACAAGAUUAAUGAACCUUACGUCACUCGAACGGUUGGCUGAGUUGGAAGGGCGCUCGCACGGAUCGCGAGAGGUCGCGGGUUCGAGUCCCGCAUCAUUUUAAAAUUUUGUUUUCAAAUUUAAUUUGUGUAACUGUAAACUAUAUUAUUUUAAUUUGCUUUAAACAACAAAAAGUUAACACAGGGCUCUGGCAUGCAAGGAUGGCUUUCUUUAUUAUAUUUUAGUUUGCUCGGUGCGACUUAGUGCGCUUUCAUUAGGGCUUCCAAUCCCGCGGCCUGUAUUCAAUCUCGGCAUUUGCGGAACUACGAAUUUUCAAUCCCGCGGGAUCUCGGUAUUUGCGGGAUUCCGCAAUAUGCACACUGUAAAUUUUAUCUACUCCACAUUUAUUUACGUACAUAUUACUAUUAAAAUGAGAUCAAUCAAAUUAUACCGUUUUUUCACAAAAAAACAAUAACAAAUUCUGAAUAAAAAGCAAAUCAAAACAAAACAAAUCGUUUUCAAAAAAUACACAAAGCAAAAUUAAAAAAUCAAGCAAAAAAGACAUUUUAAACUGAUAAAUUAUUACUUAAUUAUUAAGUUUGUCAGCUUUUAAUCUUAACUGAAAAUGUUUGCGAAGGAAACACAUGUCCAAACUGACGUCUGCCAAACUACUGCGUAUUUUAGACGCAAUAUAGCCUACAGCAGAAAAUGCCCUUUCUGAUUCCACACUUGUGGGCGGUAUUCCUUUUAAGGGUUUGUACGUGAAUGAAAGAUUCAUGAUUCAGGGUGUAUCAAUAAACUUCACGAAAACACGAAACAGUUAAAAACUUGAGUUAUUGAGAAUAAUAUUUCACGCAGAUUAUCAUAUUUUGCAUCGCAUGCACGCUUUAUUUCAGUCCCGCAAUUCCCGCGGAUCCCGCGCCCGUAAUCCCGCAUCUCGCGGGAUUGGAAAAUGGCGCGGGAUCCCGCAAUACCGAGAUCUCGGUAUUUGUUUGAUUGGAAGCCCUAGUUUUCAUACGUCCCGGUUUCCGGGUAAUCCGGCGGCGAAGUGUAGAGCCAAGUACGAUAGCUUUCACACGUGGCGUCAUAAAUUACCGGGAAGGCGAUCGCCGGGUGCUCGCUGGAGCCACAGUGAUGUAUAGAACAUGUAACAAGCUUUCAUACACACCGGCGGUUAGUAGCCCAGGUAAAACCACGUUGUUUUGUCUCACAACCUCGUGUCGUCAUAAUUUAUGCGAAAAUUGCAAAAUUGAGAUGUAUCUAGACGUAUGUAGAAACGCUGUAAAUGGUUUUUCAAACUGUGAUAUAAUAUAGGAUGAUAUAGACUUCCUAAAGUACGUGAAGAACCUGUUUUCAUCAUUUAGUAGGCCUGGAAAUAGAGUGUAAAAUGAUCCACAGUGUUCUCUUCUCAAGUUAAUCGGGUGAACUCAAUAAUUACUCGACUUCAUUAUUAGAGAAGAUUGAAAAUUAAAUUAUGAAUGCGAAGUCACUACGCGACAGUACUAGCGUCGAUGGUAAGAACGCUAUUCGAGACAAAAUCGGGUCGUGUGAAAGCUGAAUAUGUUACCGGACAGUCGGCGCGGCUACCCGGGACGUAUGAAAAGGGCCUAAUAGUUAUCGCGUCCGAUUCCUUCCUUUCCAGUGAAAUAUGACUUCUUCGUAUUCAAUGAUAUAUAUCAGGCUAUAUAUCAAAUAUUUUGGUGGUAUACUAUAUUAUAUGCAGUGUUGGGAGGCCCCCCACAAGAUGGACCGACGAUCUCGUCAAGAUCGCCGGAAUACGUUGGAUGAGGGCAGCGCAGGACCGAUCGUCGUGGAAAUCUUUGGGGGAGGCCUUUGUCCAGCUGUGGACGUCUUCCGGCUGAUGAUGAAGAUAUAUAUUAAAUGACCCACCUUAGCACAUGUAUCAUAUGCUAGCGUCGCGUCAUUACCUUGUGAAUUCUGUCCCUAACAUGCGAUACAUGGACACAGGGCCAUUACUAUCAUCACUGUGAUGGAAUAGCCUUAAUAAUUAUAUGCUUACAUACAUUCCACAAGGAAAUUACUUUAAGUUAAAAAAAUUAUAAAUUAUUAAAAAAAUAUAUAUCAAAUUUGGCUUUAAAAACAUCUCUUCUACAGUAGCCAGAACCUUGUAGAUAAUACAGACCUAAGUAAUUUAACAUGCCAAAAGUAAAAUGCGAGUUGUUCAAUGAAAUUAAAUGUCGUUUAAAAUAUUUUAGGUUUAAGCUGUUCAAGGAAAUGGAAAAAUAAUACAUGUAUUUACUUAAAUUACAAAAAUAUAUUUAUUUACAAAUAAAACACUGUCUAAAUUCAAAAUUAAAAACUAUUCUGAUUAUAUACAGUAUUUCUAAAUAAAUAUAACAUAAUAUUAACUACAAGAAUUUUUAUUGGCCGUCUGAUAGCAGGUAGGUAUAAGAUAAAAAUGUGUUUUUGUAUUUCAUUGAUAAAUAUAGUUAGUAAAAUAUAUAGACGACCCAUAUAGCCGAUUGGUUAGCGACACCACCUAGAGGUCCCGGGUUCAUAUCCCGGUAGGUGCAAAUAUUAAUAUGAUGAAUAUGGAUGUUUGUUUCCGAGUCAUGGAUGUUUAUAUGUAUUUAUGUAUGUUUAAGUAAGUAUAUUGUAUUAAAUAUAUCGUUGUCUUGCAACCCAUAGCACAGGCUAUGCCUAAUUUGGGGCAAGAAAAAAAAAUCCAUUGUAAUUAGAUAACAUAUUGUAAUACAAUAUUAUCAUUUUAAAAUUUACUUCUUUGAAUAUUAUUUUGAGAUAUAUGAUAAUUAUUAAUCUUUUCAGGGCAUUGUCAAAAUUAUACUAUUAUUUUCGA
Messenger RNA from Leptidea sinapis, 6310 nucleotides. Its product is annotated as sphingosine-1-phosphate phosphatase 1-like. The record is from RefSeq and is a predicted model, not a curated record. Gene Ontology annotation, biological process: sphingosine metabolic process; phospholipid dephosphorylation. Bases 294 to 1544 code for a protein of 416 amino acids. Lineage: Eukaryota; Metazoa; Arthropoda; Insecta; Lepidoptera; Pieridae. The transcript is spliced from 5 exons. Gene Ontology annotation, cellular component: endoplasmic reticulum membrane. Gene Ontology annotation, molecular function: sphingosine-1-phosphate phosphatase activity.